AUGGAUCUAAAGAUUCUUGAUAAUAAGUUUCUUGACUUAUUACAUCAAGCUCAUAUUUUAGUAGGAAAUACACAAGAAGAGAGUAAAGCAUGUUCAAUUCAUGAGAGGCUAAGAAUUAGAUUAGAUAAUUUCGAAUCUUUUAUACAUGAUUCGCCGAAAAACGAACUUGAUUUAGCUGAAAUUUCAGCAGCAAAGCAAUUAGAACGAAAGCUUCAAAUCAGAAAUUCUAUUCUUGACGAAGAUAUUGUGCGAGAACUCUUCGUGGCAAAAUGUCUGGAAACUUUGGAACUGUUACAAUGUACCCUUACAAAUAUUAAUGAUCUUAAAGAAAAAGAACCCGAAUUCUUAGGUGUUAGAGAUCUAAGGCUUAUUCAUACAAUGUUAGAGAUAGUUAUAACUUGGGGAGUUUAUCCUUGUUUAUUAUCAGGCGUUGGUGUUCCACUCUCAAGGAGGACCAGAUCAGGAUAUAUUCAGAAUGAACUUUUGCAAGAUUUAUCAACAGUGGAAAAAAUGAUCAAAAAUAAAAAAACAUCAUUUUCAUUAUACAGUCAAUUAUAUAAUUUAAUGAAAUCAUUAACAAAUAUUAUGUUUAUUGAAUUAAGUAAACCGAGGAUGUAUACAUCCGUGUCAUCUAUUUUAUUCUCAAAGUAUCUUGCGGAUGUAUACGCGGCGUUGUUACAAUUAGCUUAUGGACCUUUAUCAAAAAGAAAACCCGUUGCGACCCCCCCUCAAAGUAACGACAAUAAUGUCGAACAAAUUCUUGUGAAUUCUAUAACUUCGGAGGAGGCGACAAAAGGUUUGGAUGAAGGUGAAAUUGAGAGGAUGCACAAAGAGAGUAUAGGAAUGGUUCGAAAAGUUUUCGAGAGUGCUGAUUCUUUUCAAUCUCUGGAAGCUUUGAUCAUGUUAUUGAGUUCCUCUCCGCUUCACCAAUCGGCCAAAUGGUUUAAAAGUGUAUGUGGUCGAUUUUUAUCACAAAUUUUGUUACGUCCGAAUGGAAUAAGGGAUGUUAUAGAUUUUAUGAUUGGGGGCGAAGGCGAAGUUAACUUAACUAAAUUGGAGACAAUUUCCAAAUUAAUAUUAUCUGUUCCAAAUCAAGUAAAAUCCACAGAACAAUAUUUUUCAGUAAUAUGUCCCCAAUUACUUUCUUUAGUUCAAUCGAUUUCAAAUUCUUCGGGAAAUUCGAUACCACCAAUUGCCAAUGUUUCUUCGUUUACCAUUGUAAGGAUGGCUAACAAAUAUCCAACGUUGACCAAAAAGUUCAUAAUAUUAAAAAUUUUUGGUCCACUAUGGAAAUGGUGGGGCAUCACUUCGGAAGAGCACAGAAAAAUUGUUCAAAACAAUUUUACUACAUCCUCUGAACUUGACCCAUUGAUCAUGGAUGAACAAACAUUACAAUCCACUAUAACUGUAAUACAUCGAAUCCUGGUUGGCAGUGAACCUGUACCUGAUUUGAUACACAUGUUUUUGGAGGAUGCAGUAGCGCCUUUAUAUCAUCUAUAUGCCUUUACUUUAAGUGAAGCUACCGAAACAUUGAAGGAAAUUGUAUUUAGGAAAAAUAAAAAAUGGAAAGCUCCGGAGUUUGGAGAAGUAUGCGAAGCAUAUUUUUCUCCCGGAUCUUCUGGUGGUGCAGUAAUGAGAUUGCGAUUAAAUGCAUUGAAUUUAUCAGAUACGAAAACUUCAAUAGACGUUGAAAUUUUUAUAAAUUUCCUAAAAGUAAUCGCAAAUAAAGAAUUAUCUGGAGAUUUCUUUAUGUAUUUACUUACAGAAUAUACUUAUUCAUUAGCUCAACAGCAUUCUUUAUACAAAGGAGAUUCAAGACGAAUUCUUACAUUACUCCAUCUCGUUUUGGCGAUGAUCGAUUGCCUUGGUUCUUCCAUUUUACAAAAACCUGAACAAAUGGUUGCAUUUGUUAAUAACGUGCUCGAGGGUUAUCAUCGAAAGGAUGCUAACCGGGAGGAACGAAAAGAAAGUACACGUUCUUGUAUAUUGGAUGACUUGAGUAACAUUGUUAAGGAUGAAGAUAGUAGUGAUGAAGUCUCUUCCGAGGUAAAUGAUCACGACGAGUUAUUGUAUCUAGCAUUAACACUUCUAUCAUCUCUAUUGGAAGAACAUAAAAAUCUUUCAAUUCAGGAUUCAUUUUUUGAUAACCUGGAACUUCUUCAAAAUCAUUCAUCACCUUCAAUCCAAUCAUUAACCCGUAAUAUUCGUUUAACUGUUUCAGCACGUAAUGCCUCUAAAGUUUCAUCUUUUAAAAAUGAUUCGGAAGAAUCUAUUAGACGACAAGAAUCACUAAAAAAAUACCAAGAAGCCAUGGAUGCAUUACAAGAUGAGAUUUUACCUAUAAAAGCUCGCGGAAUUUUAAUGCUUAAGGAAAUGAUUCUUGAAAAGGAUCCGUUGAUGGAUGAAGUUGUGAAUUUAAAUAGAGUAUUGGAUAUCUUUAUACAAAUGAUCAUGCGAAAACUCAUGGUAAUUUACUCGAAUGACAAACAAAAUAUUGACAAUCGAUUACGCAUCGGGGAAGCAAUAUUACAAACCAUUCGAAGAUGUGGAGAAGCACUUGGAAAAUAUAUUGCAAUCAUUCUUCCACCACUUUUAAAUGUUCUGAACAAAGAUCAAAACGUAGACUUACGUGUAUCUGCAUUGAGUAUAAUUGGAUUUGCUUGUGAAACAUCUCCAUUAGCCCUAACAACAUGGUUUCGGGAUGUUGUUGAUUGGACUUUAAAUAUUUUGGAUAUUCAAAAGGAAGUCGAAGUUAGGAGAGCCUCCAUUGUACUAUUAAUCUCUUUAUUCCGUGGUUUAGCUUCACAUUCACAAAAUAUACAUUUGAUUCCAUCAGAUUUAUUACAAAGAACUUAUCGCACUUUACAAUAUAUAGAAGAAAUAGAUAAAGAUGAAUUAACUAGAUAUCAUGCUAGAGUCGGAAUUACAUUUUUAGAUUACGAAUAA
This is a messenger RNA of Funneliformis caledonium, 2946 nucleotides long. The record is from the annotation of a GenBank genome assembly. NCBI's taxonomy places the organism in Eukaryota, Fungi, Glomeromycota, Glomeromycetes, Glomerales, Glomeraceae.